Messenger RNA from Rosa chinensis, 1265 nucleotides. RefSeq names its product tryptophan N-monooxygenase CYP79A68. The transcript has a single exon. Gene Ontology annotation, molecular function: oxidoreductase activity, acting on paired donors, with incorporation or reduction of molecular oxygen; heme binding; monooxygenase activity. Bases 35 to 604 code for a protein of 189 amino acids. The record is from RefSeq and is a predicted model, not a curated record. NCBI's taxonomy places the organism in Eukaryota, Viridiplantae, Streptophyta, Magnoliopsida, Rosales, Rosaceae.
UCCCUCCAAUAUAGCAGAGUGGGCUCUAUCAGAAAUGCUGAACCAACCUGAGAUGCUUACAAAAGCACAAGAGGAACUAAAUAGGAUAGUGGGAAUUGACAUGCUUGUUCAAGAAUCUCAUAUCCGGCAUCUCCCUUACAUAAGGGCUUGUGCAAGAGAAUCGCUCAGGCUGCAUCCAGUUGCACCAUUCAAUGUUCCCCAUUUUUCCACUGCUGAUGCUAUAGUAGCAGGCUACUUCAUCCCAAAGGGCAGUAGUGUUCUUCUAAGUCGUUUAGGCCUCGGACGCAACCCCAAAGUCUGGGAAAACCCGUUGAGAUUCGACCCCGAGCGUCAUCUAAGUGGAGAUGCCAGUCAACAAGUAGAGCUGGAAGAACGUGAUCUGAGGUUCAUUUCAUUUACUACUGGAAGGAGAGGUUGCAUUGGUGGUACGCUUGGGACUACCAUAACUGUGAUGCUCCUUGCUAGGCUUCUUCAAGGGUUUACAUGGAGCAUGCCACCCAAGGUGGAUAAGAUUGACCUCACUGAGGCUCCAACCCUUUUCAAGCUCAAUCCAUUGCAUGCACAUGCUAAACCUCGCUUGCCUGCUGCUAUGUACCCGAUUUAGCUGUUCCAGAGUAAACCACAUAUAAAACCCUUGGCUAGUUGCUUAAUAAAGCCUUAUUAAGAAUAUGAUCACUAUGAUCAAGCUGUACGUACUAGCUAGGAAGCUAGCUAUUCCAUCAUUUUGCAUGCUAUGACGAAUUAGCUCAGAUACUCUGGCCAUGCCAGAGGCUAGCUUCGAUCAUUUUGCAUUGAUGUAUGGGAUUUAGGUAAGCUUGCUUAUAUAGAUAAAUAAUAUUCGGCCUUAUGCUUUCUACAACUAAUGUCUACGUUUAUUUACAAUCGCGUUAGGAAAACUCCAAAGAGUCUUCUUUUGGGGUCUCAAACUAUAUUUGAGCGCGUUGCAGUACUAUUCACAGAUCUAUAAUUUUUCUUCUCCAAUAGGGUGCUAUUUUUUUUUUCUUCCAGUCAUGCUAAAUUCUAAUGUUAAUUGAAGGAGGUAUAUAUUUGUAGAGUUGCAAAAUGAUUACAGUAAGGUAAUAUUAAGUUUGUUGCCAAGCUCUUUGUAAUAUAGACCAAUUUGGUCUGCCAAAAUUUCAUUUUCGUGAUUGGUGUUCGUUUAAUUUUGUGUUUGUUUGACAUAUGGCCUUGUUCUUCUUCUCUUGUAAUUUUCAUUCUUAUUUAUUCUACGAGUUAAGGAGGCUCUUUGCAUCGCUUAGCUUAUG